AUGGCUUUUACCAGCGUCGACGGCAAGGUGGCCAUCGUGACAGGGGCCGGGUCAGGCAUCAACCUGGCGUUUGCAGACCUGCUGUUGUCGCAGGGCUGUAGCGUCCUCUUUGCCGACCUCGCGUUGCGCCCGGAGGCUCAAGCGCUGGUGGAAUCCCACAGCACCAGCGGAUCGGCGGGAUUAAGAAGCGAUGAACCAAGAAUCAAGGCGAAAGCGUUCUUCCAAAAGACCGACGUGAGAAGCUGGGCGGACUUGGAAAGGAUGUUCGAGACGUGCGAUCGCGAGCUGGGCCCCGCCGACAUUGUGUGUCCUGGAGCCGGCGUCUACGAACCUGCCUGGUCCAACUUCUGGAUCCCGCCGGGCACUGAACCGUCCAAGGACUCGCCCACGGGCAACCGGUACGCAUCGUUCGACAUCCUGUUGACGCACCCGGUGCGCACGACGCAGCUGGCCAUCAGCCACUUCAUCCGGCACGAGAAGCCGGGCAACAUCGUGCACAUCUCCAGCAUCGCGGCGCAGUCGCCGGGCAUCCUGUGCGUGCUGUAUCGCACGGCCAAGCACGCCAUCAGCGGAUUCGUGCGGUCGCUGGCCAAACUCGAGGUUCCUGGCGAUCCUCGCCUGCCCACGGUCCGCGUAACCGCCGUGGCGCCGGGGGUUAUCAAGACGCCCAUGUGGCUCGAGCAGCCCGACAAGAUGAAGUGGGUGGACGAGGAUCAGGACGCGUGGGUGUCACCGGAGGAAGUGGCGCGGGUCAUGCUGGAUCUGGUGCAGAAGCCCGAGUUUGUGGGCGGCACAGUGCUGGAAGUGCUCAAGGGCAGCGUGCGCCGCGUCGAGACUUUGAAUGACCCCGGGCCUCGUGGGAAACCCGGCGGCACGUUGCAUCCUGGAGAUCACAAGGCUGAUGUCUGGGACCGGCUGGCGAGCGGCAGCUGGGGCCAAAUAUGA
This is a messenger RNA of Fonsecaea erecta, 945 nucleotides long. RefSeq lists its product as hypothetical. Lineage: Eukaryota; Fungi; Ascomycota; Eurotiomycetes; Chaetothyriales; Herpotrichiellaceae. Bases 1 to 945 code for a protein of 314 amino acids. The transcript has a single exon. The record is from RefSeq and is a predicted model, not a curated record. Gene Ontology annotation, cellular component: cytoplasm. Gene Ontology annotation, molecular function: oxidoreductase activity, acting on the CH-OH group of donors, NAD or NADP as acceptor.